CUGCUGCCUCUCUGCUUUUCCUCUGCCUCAGCGCCUUCCUCCCUCUCAUCCAAUCUCCCCCCUUCCAGUUUUCUUUCUGUCCCUGUUCCGACACUACUGCUGCUGCUUCUUCCUCUCUGAUCGCUUUCCUACUUUAAUCUCCGUCUCUCUCUCUCUCUCUUAAAAUAUUCACUUUCAGCUGCUCCCGCUCUGUCUCUUCUUCUCCGUAGCUUUUAUCUGUUUUACACUGUCCCUUGUUGUGUGUUCUCUCUGUCCCAUUCCCUUCUGUUAUUUACACUUUCCAUUCACUUUUCUCAUCUCGUUCAUUUUGUUGUUGUGCUUUACCCCCCGCCUCUCAUGUCUCUAUACUCCCUCUUGUAUUUACUCUAUUAUGUCCUUUGUUCUACUUUAAUUUAGUCUUUUAGCUUUCCUGUCAAUCAACUUUUCAGUUUCACAGCUUUAUUUGGACUUUUUCUUUAUCCUUUUACCCUUUUUUCCAUCCUUUUUUUCCCACUUUUUCUCCUUUAUUUUUUCUUGCCUUCAGACUCCCUUCUCUCUCCUGCUUCUCUUUUACUCUCAAGUCCAUUUUUCCCCUUCUCAUCUGGGGGGACCCAUUUUGCCUCUCCCCCACUCCAUUCGGCACCAUAGCUCCUACAGGCCGUGCCCCCCGACCCCUGGCCCCCUUUGGCCUUGGGAGGAAGACUUUGGUGGCUGUGGCAAUUGGUGUGGUGAUGGUCCUUAUAUUGGUCAUCCUCAUUCCUGUAUUGGUCAGCUCUGUGGGGUCUGAUGGCCACUACGAGAUGUUGGGCACCUGCCGCAUGGUGUGUGACCCCUACCUUAGCAAAACGGGGGUCACAACUACCAGUACCAGCCUCCGUGCAGGAACUGGAGCUGAACCCCUAAGUGACAGAGGACAGUCGGCCCCUUCUACCUUGGUUCAAGGUCCUCAAGGCAAAGCUGGACGUCCAGGCAAACCAGGGCCACCCGGAGAACCUGGAGAACCAGGGCCACCAGGUCCAGUUGGACCUCCAGGAGAAAGGGGAGAACCAGGCAAGCCCGGACCACCAGGGCUGCCAGGAGGAGGGGUGAGUGGUGCCAUUAGCACAGCCACCUAUACCACUAUCCCAAGGAUUGCUUUCUACGCUGGCUUAAAGCACCCUCACGAGGGCUACGAGGUUCUCAAAUUUGACGACGUGGUUACAAACCUUGGAAACAACUAUGAUGAGGCAACAGGGAGAUUUAGCUGUACUGUACCAGGCACUUACUUCUUCACCUACCAUGUCCUCAUGAGAGGCGGCGAUGGCACCAGCAUGUGGGCAGACCUGUGUAAGAAUGGACAGGUCCGUGCAAGCGCCAUUGCUCAAGACGCUGACCAGAAUUACGACUAUGCCAGUAACAGUGUCAUACUACACUUGGAUGCAGGAGAUGAAGUCUUUAUUAAACUAGAUGGUGGAAAGGCCCACGGGGGAAAUAACAACAAGUACAGCACCUUCUCUGGGUUUAUCAUCUACUCAGACUAAGGUUUUACCUCCAAAGAAUGGCACCAGAUUCAUCUCACUCCCAGGAGAAGAGCAGCAUGGAGAUAUGUUGGAUAAAUGCACAAAUGAUAUCUACCAAGCAACUCUCUCUCACUUCUCCUCUAAUCUUCAGUCUUAUGUCUCUCUUUUUUGCUUUAUCUGAUCAACCCAAGUUCUGUAUUUUCAUCUCCAGCCUAACUGUGCCCACAGCUUGCCCCACUUUCAGCCAACCAAAUCCCACCCUGACCUGUGGAAGUCAAAUAAUAUGUCUUUUCCUCAAGCGUUAUGCUUGUGUCUCUCUGCUAUGUUCCUCUUCUUCCUGUACUGUGACAAUGGGAAUAUUAGAUGUUGUUGUAAGUUGUACAUAGGACUUAACUUUAACCUUGGAAGCAGUGCAGAAGACCUACUGUACCGUUCAUGCACCUUUAUCUUUCAGAGGGAUAGGUCUAAUAUACUGUUGCUUAUCAGAAUAAAACAAUUGGUUAUACCCAGUGUAUAUAUUGAAAUAAACUAUAGCACUUUU
Molecule: messenger RNA, 2019 nt
Organism: Xenopus tropicalis (tropical clawed frog)
Lineage: Eukaryota; Metazoa; Chordata; Amphibia; Anura; Pipidae
Gene: c1ql1
Product: complement component 1, q subcomponent-like 1
Cellular component (GO): extracellular region
Source: RefSeq, marked provisional